AUGUUUUUUUCUGGGUUUCCAUUCGAUGGAAUGGAUUCUGGCGCCAUGCCUCCUCAUCGAAAGAAGAAAGCUGGAAAUAACGACAAAUUUUACAACAUAUUAGAAUUGUCAAAGGAUUGUACCACGGCUGACGUAAAGAAGGCAUACAAGAGAUUGGCAAUUAAGCACCACCCUGAUAAGGGCGGAGAUCCAGAAAAAUUCAAAGAAGUUUCACGAGCGUACGAAGUGUUAUCUGAUCCGGAAAAGCGGAAGGUUUAUGAUGAUUUUGGUGAGGAGGGAUUGGAUGGAUCCUUUGCCCCCUCUGAUGCCACUGACAUUUUUGAUCUAUUUUUUGGUGGAGGUGGGAGGAAACCCCGGGGUAAGAAGAAAGGUGAAGAUAUCGUAUCCCAAAUCAAAGUAACCCUGGAACAAAUCUACAAUGGUGCCAUGAAGAAGUUGGCAAUUAACAAGGAUACCAUUUGUGAAACUUGCCAAGGUCACGGUGGCCCUAAGGAUCUAUUUGAAACUUGCCGUGGUUGCAAUGGACAAGGUGUCAAAAUACAGAUUAGGCAAAUGGGCCCUAUGAUUCAGCAGACUCAGUCCGUUUGUCCUGAAUGUGGUGGCCAAGGACAGAUGAUUAGUGACACUAACAAAUGUAAAUCUUGCUAUGGAAGGGGGGUUAAGAAGGUUAAGAAAAUAUUGGAAGUCCCGAUUGAAAAAGGCGUUCCCAAUCAAUACAAAAUUACUUUCAAUGGGGAAGCUGAUCAGAGACCAAACGAAGUGCCAGGGGAUGUCAUAUUCAUCGUCGAACAACAGGAUCAUGAUCUGUUUAAAAGAUCUGGGAACGAUUUGUUAAUAACCCAUGAAAUAUCGCUCUACGAGGCUCUUACAGGGUUUGAAUUUACGCUAGAUCACCUUGAUGGCCGAAACCUACUCAUAAAGAACGAAGGAGAAGUGGUUUGUCCAGGAGAGAUUAAAGUACUCAAAGACGAGGGACUGCCUCAGUUUAAAACGCCGUUCUCGUAUGGGAAUUUGUACAUUACCCUGAAAGUCAAGUUCCCUGUGGGUCGGUCGUUCAACGAUGAUGAGAAAAAGGUUUUGCUCAAGCUCUUCCCCUACGACAAGAAAGAGAUCAGGGACACUGGAUCCCUCCAAACAUGUGUAGUUCAGGAUGCGGACAUGAGGGAACUAAAUGCUAGGAGCGAACGACACCGUGCAGAUCAUGACGAAGAACAUGAGGGUAACAAAGUACAAUGCAAACAGCAGUAG
Molecule: messenger RNA, 1248 nt
Organism: Babesia microti strain RI
Lineage: Eukaryota; Apicomplexa; Aconoidasida; Piroplasmida; Babesiidae
Product: DnaJ homolog subfamily A member 2
Exons: 6
Coding region: 1-1248 (415 amino acids)
Biological process (GO): protein refolding; response to heat
Cellular component (GO): cytoplasm; cytosol
Molecular function (GO): Hsp70 protein binding; ATP binding
Source: RefSeq, a predicted model, not a curated record